CGAAGGACUUGUCGCUACAAUCGGCCUCAGCAUUUAAUGCCUCCGAAAGGCCCCUGGGUCGUCUUCCUAUCAAAGGCUCCGAGGCGCGUCUUUUCAGCGGCAGCACAUUUCCAUUCGUCGAGCACAAUACCUCGUUAUUAUGCCUGAUAGCCUGUGAUUUAUGACAUGCCUGAUAAAAUCGGUAGGCUCUUACCAGAAGCAAACAUGCAAAUAAUAGGGCGUCAAUUUCCUGCAGAAACACAAUCCCCUUCCAUAAUUUACCACAGGGCGGCGCUCCAUCCCCCAUUUGAUUCGGUGUAACGAUGAAGGCGGAGCCAAAAGGCAAAACCGACCAAUCGGCGUCCUUCGUGGAUUAACCUUUUCCCGCACGACCAAUGGCGGCACGGGGGCGGAGCCUCGGGGGGCGGGACUUGACACCUCGGCAGCUUAUGGGGAACGCGCACCCGUGUUAUCAGAUCCGUUGCCGCUGGCGGGAGACGCGGUCAAGCUUGAUGUGAUCAGGCUUGCUUUGGUCCAGCUGGGACUAGCGUGUGAAAAGUGGUGAGGGGCUGACACCGCCUGCGAACUUUACAGGGGUUGGAUUACUUAGAAAUUUUUUACUCGCUUGACCUCCAAGAAGAUAUCAUCGCCAAGGCUGCUACGCUGUGUAAACAAUUGCUGCUAAAGGAUAGACAGACGCUUAACAGUGACGAUCUCGUUCCCAUUGAUUAACCAAAGAAGCCGCGUUGGAGUGAUGAUGUCCGGCAACACGGCGGCCAGCCUCCACAGCGGCCAAAGAGGCAAGAGCUUCGCCAUGGAGUACUUGCUUGGGGGCGGAGGCGGCGGCGGCGGCGGCGGGAAGGACGGCGGAGGUCCUGGUGGCGGGCCCCUGACGCCGCUGGGACUGAGUCUGCCACAUUUGUACAACACGUGCCUCCUGCCGCACCUGCCCGGCCUGCCCCCCCCGCUCCUGCCGUCGCUGCCGUAUCCCCCUCUGCACCACUACCCGCUGCCGCCAGCCCUCGCCGCGGGGCUGCAGGGAGCGCUGCCCCCGCCUCUCAUAGGCCUGACACCGCCGGCGCUCGGAGGCCGCCACCUGGGGGACCUGGGCAUAGGGCGCAGGGACGGCAUCGGCAUGGACACGCCGCACAGCCCCGGCUCGGCGGGGGACCACACCAACACGUCGGACUCGGACCACCACGACCACGACAAGUCAGACGACCUCGGCGAGGACUUGGAGAUCGACCCCGUGGAGAGCGACGAGGACGAGUCUAGCUCCCCAGCAGACAGGUCAUCUAGAACUGGCGAAGGGAGCGACGGACUCGGCGGCGCGGGCGUGGGCGGGGUCGGCAGCAAGUCCCGUCGGCGGCGCACGGCCUUCACGUCCGAACAGCUGAUGGAGCUCGAGCGGGAAUUCCAGACCAAGAAGUACCUGACCCUCAGCGAGCGCUCACACAUCGCCCAGACCUUGAACCUGUCCGAGGUGCAAGUGAAAAUCUGGUUCCAAAACCGACGCGCCAAGUGGAAGCGAGUGAAGGCCGGUCUGGUCUCCGGGUCAGCCGCUGGGGGCAAGAACAGCACGACGGGUCACAAGAUUAUCGUCCCUAUUCCUGUCCACGUGAACCGCCUGUCCAACCUGUCGCAGUCGCAGCAGAUGGAGAAGUCCAGCACGCCAGGAGUCCCUGCAGGAGGCACCGGCGGAGGCGGCAGCGGAGGAUCCACGCAGCUUCCCACGAUCAAGCCCAUUGAUCCCCAGUCCAGCAGCAUCCAGUCUCGGCGUUCUGCCUUCCAGGGCCUCCCGCAGUCGCUCCCUCAGUCCUUAUCCCAGGCCCUUCCUGUGUCCGUGCCCCAAAGCCUGCCGCAGUCCCUGCCUCAGUCCCUGUCGCAGUCCCUUCCUCAGUCCCUGCCGCAGUCGCUGCCUCGGCUCAGCCACGUCCCGUCCCUGGCCUUGUGAAGCCUGAGGCUGCGUGAGGCCGGACGCCCCCCGGACGUCACGGCGCGGCGGCGGUCGCGAGGCCUGGGCGCUCCUCCGCCAGCACUCCCUCUCGCGGCGGGCUGGCGUGUUGCUCGACGCGACGACGCCGGAUGAGCGAACGAAAUAAGCAAUUCACUUAUGCAAAUAAACCUCGAUCGGCGGCGGCCAAAUGGGAGGGCGCGACGAUCCAUUCUGCUGAAGAGCGUCCUAAAUCGACCGUAAAAAUAAUCGCCGAACAUGGACUGCAUAAAGCGUGAAGUAUUGACGCGGCCUCCGUGCGCUCUCCGUGGCGGGACGCUUCGGGGAUCUCGAACACGAUUUCCUCAUACGCCGAACCUCUUCCCUGAAUCGCCGAUGGAUCGAACCCCUUUUAUAGUUUGCCUAAAUUAAUCUUGAAUGCGAUACAAACCGGAAAAAAAUAAACACCGGCUCUGACAAAGUAGAGAUGAACCGUCCCGCCCCCCGUCGUCACAUGGUUCACGUGUUCCUACUGACAGCGGAACCGACCUUCUCGUAUAUUUACAAUUGGCUGGACGAACGAACGAACGAAAUUAAAAUCAAGUAUAUAGCUGCCGAGUUUACCAAAGAGAAAAAUAUUAUCCUAGUGUACAAUAUUUUGUACUCCCAUGAUAACUGAUAACAUCGAAACGGUCCCAUGAAAAAAAAAUAUUAUCUAGUGUACAAUAUUUACACUCCCAUGAUACACUGAUAAGAUCGAAACAAAGUCCCAUGAAAAAGGACUUUUAACUAAAAGGUCUUCUUAACUUUCGUCGUAUGAAAGAUAAAAUAAAACGUCAGAUAUUCAGACAUGCAUUUUCUAUUGAAGACCAUGUGUUGCCAGCGAGUUGUCAAGGAAAAUUUAAAAAACGAAAUAUAUUAUUUGUGUCAUACUAAGUCCCACUGCAAACCGACCGUGGAUUAUUUGCAUUUUGUUACGACAAUAUAUAAAGUGUUUGCUAGAAGAGGGGAGUGUCUUUGAAAAAAAAGAGAAAA
Molecule: messenger RNA, 2947 nt
Organism: Penaeus vannamei (Pacific white shrimp)
Lineage: Eukaryota; Metazoa; Arthropoda; Malacostraca; Decapoda; Penaeidae
Source: RefSeq, a predicted model, not a curated record